Molecule: messenger RNA, 2045 nt
Organism: Racocetra persica
Lineage: Eukaryota; Fungi; Glomeromycota; Glomeromycetes; Diversisporales; Gigasporaceae
Source: the annotation of a GenBank genome assembly
UUAGUCAAUGUAUUCAAGUCUUUGAAGAUUGUUUGCAUUUGCUUCGAAAGGAAGUCGUAGUAUGUGUUGAUAGUACUGAAAAACUUAAAAUUGAGCGGAUAAUGAUACAUAUUUUCCAACGAGCUUGUUUUUUUAUGUUACAAUCAGGUUACGCUGAAAGAGCAUAUUCAUGUUGGCAAGCAAUGAUAGAGCUUACUUUUUUUGCACCAGAAAAAAUACAACAAAAAGAUUUCUAUGAUCGUGUAGUUGCUUUUGAAUGCUUUUGGGAAGCGGAAUGGCCUCGUUUUGGAGAAGAUGAUGCUAGAGGGUGGUCUUAUUACUUUGAGAAAGACGCUGAAAAUGUUGAAUCUUCUGAUGAUACCUCUAAUCUUUUAGCAAAUAUAUCAUCUGACGGCGAUAUGUACGAGAAAUGGGCCAAAGCUGAGAUCGCUUAUAACUCUCAAUUGCUUCCUACACGUUCAAGUGAUGAUUCCAAUUUAGAAGAUCCUUACCGUGUUGUCAUAUUUGACGAUAUCCGCACAUUUCUAUUUGACUUAACGUCUCAUCAAUCACGUAUUGAGCUUAUAUAUUCCUGUCUUACUUUUACCGGCUUGACAUAUAAUCCUGGACUCUCGUCAUCGAGUCCGAUGAUUACAGACGCAUUUCUAUACAAUAAACUUUCAAAUGAAUCAAUCGAGAAUGCCAGUUUUUGGUCUACAGACACAUCUAUUACUCGCACGUUUACAUUUCCAAUCAAAGCCUUCCCUCAGGAUGAAGUUACAUUGUUCAAUUCGCAGACUUGGUUCUCUAUUUGUAAUGAUGUUGAUAUUAUGGAUGUUAAUAUAAAUUUUUCUAGGAAUGCUUUUUAUCAAUUACGACAGGUUGUAAAUGAUACAGAGAUAAAAUUAUGUCGUUUAUCACUUGAAUAUCUUUACGAUGCGUCAAGUGGGCGGAAUCUUGCAAAGAAUAUGCUCAAACGCGACACUAUGAAUCUUUCACUUUGGAAUGGUUAUGCACAAGUAGAAAAAUCUUCAAAUAAUAUUUCUGAGGCACGUAAGGUUUAUUUGGGCGCUAUUUCCCAAUAUCGCACAUUUCCUGAACAGUACCGUAUUAUGGCACCAUUAUUACAUCGAUCAUUCGCUGAAAUGGAACUAGAACAGGGCCGUCAUAAGACCGCGAUUAAUAUUCUCAUAAACUUGACUGAAGAUCAGGGGACGAUAGACUCGAUAUCUGAAUCUGAUGUCUCUGCCACAAAGUUACUGAGGGCCAGAAAGUACUAUUCACAGCAAAUAGCACGAAUUACAACUCCUUUAACUUCACAGAUUGAAACACAUAAUUCACUACAUUACUGCGUAUGUUAUGCAUUAUUGGAAUGUCUUAGUCAGAAUUUGCAGCAAGCAAGUAAAGUAUUUGAAGACAUGCUACAUUACCUGGAGAUUAGGUCUGAUAAUGUUAACGUGGAAACAGACACUUAUGUAAAAUUAAUUUUUCAACAAUCAUUUUCUGAAAAAUUGGUAUCAGAUAAUGAGCCUGGAAAAUUAUUACAAGAGGUACUUACAAGAGCAUUACAUCUGUUUCCAAACAAUACUAUAUUUUUAUCAUUGUAUUUCCAUGAAGAAGUUCGUGGGAGGAUACCCCGUGGAUUAAACACAAUGUUAAAUGAGACAUUAAAAAAGAGACCAAGCUAUAUUUUAUGGACUAUUGCCAUAUAUAUGGAAUUACAUAACCAACAACCAUGUGAUAUUAACCGCGUUCGAGCGACAUUCGAUAAAGCAUUGAGUUGCACAACAACAAGAAACUCCGUAGCAUUAUGGAUUUUAUAUAUAAAUUUUGAAAUUAAAUACGGAGAAUUGAAUAAAGUCAAAGCUAUAUAUUAUAGGGCCAUAAGAGAAUGCCCAUGGUCAAAGGAUCUUUAUAUGAUUGCAUUUAAAAAAUUGCGUGCCCAAUUUUCAUCUGAUGAAUUGGAAGAAAUUAUGGCCGUGAUGUUAGAGAAGGAGAUUAGAAUAAGAGUUCAAAUUGAACAUUUUACUGAUAAAGUAUCCGAAUUUUUAUUUAAAAACUUUUAA